AUGGAGAGCGGAGCUAGUGUCUCAUCACCUAGAAAGGCCCAGGCACCCUCCUCCCCGCCAUCCGGAGCACCUACUCCAGCACAACCAGGAGACAGGGCUCAGGGUGAGGAGCUCUCCUCCAGCAGUCUGUCAGAGCAGGGUGCCCACCAGACCCCCAGCAGCACGUGCGCGGCCUGCCAACAGCACGUGCAUCUGGUGCAGCGUUACUUGGCCGAGGGCAAAUUAUACCACAGGCACUGCUUCCGGUGUCGGCGGUGCUCCAGCACGCUGCUCCCUGGAGCUUACCGAAGUGGGCCCGAGGAAGGCACCUUCGUGUGUGCGGAGCACUGUGCCAGGCUGGGCCCGGGUGGGCGGUCGGGGACCAAGGCCGGGCCGCCUCUGCAGCCGAAGCAGCGGCAACUUGCAGAAGAAGCCGAGGAUGUGGACGGAGGCGGCCCCGGCCCUGGUGCACCUGUCGGGGCUGAGGUGGAUGUGCCCAAGGCCGGCCCCGAGGCCCGGCCCCAGAUCCCCACCAAGCCCCGGGUUCCAAGCAAACCGCAGGAGCUGGGCAGCUCUCCGGCCGGCCGCCCCACGCCUGCCCCGAGGAAGGCGUCUGAGAACACGGCCCCGACGCCCCCCACGCCCCGGCCCCGGUCCAGUCUGCAGCAUGAGACCCCGGGGGAGCCGGGUGGUGGCAGCGGCUUAGUAAAUGGAAGGCUGCACGAACCCCCCGUCCCCAAGCCGAGAGGGACCCCCAAGCUGUCUGAGAGGACACCAGCCCCCAGGAAGGAUCCCCCAUGGAUCACACUGGUGCAGGCAGAGCCAAAGAAGAAGCCAGCCCCCCUCCCCCCGAGCAGCAGCCCCGGACCUCCAAGCCGGGACAGCAGGCGGGUGGAGAACGGAGGCGUGGCGGAGGUGGCCCAGCAGAGCCAGGUGACAGCUGGCCUGGAGCCCAAGCCCUACAACCCCUUCGAGGAGGAGGAGGAGCAGGAGGCAUCCCCAGCUGCACCCGGCCUGGCCACAGGCCCCGCCCUGGCCCACUCGGAGUCUACACCCAAGUCCCUGCACCCCUGGUAUGGCAUCACCCCCACCAGCAGCCCCAAGACAAAGAAGCGCCCUGCCCCCCGAGCGCCCAGCGCCUCCCCACUCGCUCUCCACACCUCCCGCCUCUCACACUCGGAGCCUCCCUCGGCUACCCCGUCGCCAGCCCUCAGCGUGGAGAGCCUGUCGUCCGAGGGCCCCGGCCAGACCCCGCCUGGGGAGCUUCUGGAGCCACCGGUCGUGCCCAAGAGCUCCUCAGAGCCUGCAGUCCAUGCCCCUGACACCCCCGCGACCUCUGCCAGCCUCUUCGCCAACUCCUCCCUCUCCUCCUCUGGGGAACUGGUGCAGCCCAGCACAGACCGGACACCCCAAGCCAGCCCUGGCCUCACUCCCAACACUAGGGGCAGCCCGGGGCCCCAGCCAGCCAAGCCCUGCGGUGGCGCUGCCCCCACGCCUCUCUUACUGGUUGGAGACAAGAGCCCCGUGCCUUCUCCUGGAACCUCAUCCCCGCAGCUCCAGGUAAAGUCUUCCUGCAAGGAGAAUCCCUUUAACCGGAAGGCAUCACCCACAGCAUCCCCAACCACAAAGAAGGCCACCAAGGGAUCCAAGCCAGCCAGGCCACCUGCCCCAGGACACGGCUUCCCACUCAUCAAGCGCAAGGUCCAGGCUGACCAGUACAUCCCCGAGGAGGACAUCCACGGAGAGAUGGACACUAUUGAGCGCCAGCUGGAUGCCCUGGAACACCGUGGGGUCCUGCUGGAGGAGAAGCUUCGUGGCGGAGUAAAUGAGGGCCGUGAGGACGACAUGCUGGUCGACUGGUUCAAGCUCAUCCAUGAGAAGCAUCUGCUGGUGCGGCGGGAGUCUGAGCUCAUCUAUGUGAUCCAGCAUGGGGGCAGCCCGCAGCCGCCUCAGCACUUAGGCAUUGGUUCCUGGCUUCCUGGGAAGGCAGAAAAGGACUGGACAGAGGAGGACCGGGGCCGAGAGAAGGUGCUGAUGCAGGAGCUCGUGACCCUCAUCGAGCAGCGCAACGCCAUCGUCAACUGCCUGGAUGAGGACCGGCAGAGGGAGGAAGAGGAAGACAAGAUGUUGGAAGCCAUGAUCAGGAGGAAAGAGUUCCAGAGGGAGGCUGAACCCGAGGGCAAGAAAAAGGGGAAGUUCAAGACCAUGAAGGUGCUGAAGCUGCUAGGGAACAAGCGUGAUACCAAGAGCAAGUCCCCGGGGGACAAGAGCUAA
Molecule: messenger RNA, 2253 nt
Organism: Puma concolor (puma)
Lineage: Eukaryota; Metazoa; Chordata; Mammalia; Carnivora; Felidae
Source: RefSeq, a predicted model, not a curated record